UGAAUAGGCGCAUCCAAUUUGUAUUUGGAUGGAUCUAGAGCUUAGGGAACUAUAAAAGGAGUUGGCUCGUUAUAUUCAAGCUCAUCCAUUAAUUAUCCGACAACAAGAACGAAUCGUAAUGAAGCUUUCACUUUUCAUUGGAUGUCUGACGAUAGCGUUCGUAUGGGGACAGCAGCUUCCUCCAGAUAUAGAUAAAUGUCAGGCUGGUGAUGCGAUCUGCAUUGCCAAAACUAUCACCUACAUCUUACAGUCUUAUCCCAAGGGAAUACCCUCAAUUGGACUAGAUGCCGUGGAUGCCAUUAGCUUUCAGAAUGUGAUCGUUAGCCGGAUGGAAUCCUCAAAGUUGGAUCUAAAAUUCCAUACCCUCACCGUGCGAGGCUUUGAGAACACCACCGUUCUGGAUGCCAAGGGAUUCGAUGCAGAUAUACCACGGGUCUUCGAACUGAGUGCUUUUACUCCUCUGCUGCGACUUGAAGGGGAAUACGAGACCCAAGGCAUUCUUCUGACCAUGCCCAUCCAGGGCCGGGGACAGGCGUUGGUUGAACUAAAGAAUUGCCAGUUUCGGUGCAAGGUGAGGGCUGUGGAAGAUCAACGUUUGGAUGGCAAACGCUAUUUGGAGAUACCAAAGGUUAAGUGUUUGGUGGAUGUUCAGAGCAUGCACAUAAACUUUGACAAUUUGUUCAACAACAAGGAUUUGAGUGACACUAUGAAUGAUUUGGCCAACAAUAAUUGGUUUGAAAUCUGGAAAACACUGCGAAAAGGCAUCAACUCGGCACUGGAUCAGGUGGCCGGAACAAUACUCAGGCGAGUGGCCAAAAAAUUUUCGUAUGAUGAUUUCUUUCAAGAAUAGAAGUGAAUAGAAUAAAAUAUAUGUACAUACUCGAAUAAAUGUUGCAUCUUUUUGAA
Messenger RNA from Drosophila persimilis, 906 nucleotides. It is a transcript of the gene Jhbp15, whose product is annotated as circadian clock-controlled protein. The transcript has 3 exons. The record is from RefSeq and is a predicted model, not a curated record. Lineage: Eukaryota; Metazoa; Arthropoda; Insecta; Diptera; Drosophilidae. Bases 119 to 850 code for a protein of 243 amino acids.